AUGCAAGUAGGUGGGAGAUGGCUAUUUAAAGAUAUAAGCUUUACUCUAGAGAAAAAUGAUGUCCUCGUCUUACGUGGCCCUAGCGGUGUUGGUAAGACGACCCUAUUGAAAUGUAUAGCAGAACUAGUACCUUAUGAUCAAGGGUAUUGUACACUACAUGGUAAGGACGUCAACCAUUACGCAGUCCCCAUUUGGCGUUCUCGUGUUAUGUAUGUGCCGCAAAGACCGUCUGUGCAUCCUGGUACACCGCUCGACUUUUUUAAAAUAGUCUCAAAUUACGCUAGUCAAAAGAACAAAAAGAUUGAUGAUCCAGUCAAGAUUGGCAAUGAAUGGAACUUGUCAGAAAGCCAUUUCAAUGAAAAAUGGUCUAAUCUUUCUGGUGGUGAAAUGCAAAGAGUUGCUUUGGCUAUUGCAGUUGCUCUCAAUCCAGAUAUUCUGCUACUUGAUGAACCUACCUCUGCUUUAGAUCCAGAAUCAAUCCAACUUGUAGAAAAGACGCUAAAGACCAAGACAUGUAUCUGGAUCACCCAUGAUCCUAAACAACAGGAGCGUGUAGGAACUCAUUCGCUCACUUUGGCAAAAUCAAAUGAAUCAACACCUAAUGGAUCCACUGACCAGAGUGAUGAUAAUGAUACCAUAAGUAUUCAGAUGUAG
Rhizopus microsporus ATCC 52813 is the source of this 654-nucleotide messenger RNA. RefSeq names its product P-loop containing nucleoside triphosphate hydrolase protein. Gene Ontology annotation, molecular function: ATP hydrolysis activity; ATP binding. Bases 1 to 654 code for a protein of 217 amino acids. Lineage: Eukaryota; Fungi; Mucoromycota; Mucoromycetes; Mucorales; Rhizopodaceae. The transcript is spliced from 3 exons. The record is from RefSeq and is a predicted model, not a curated record.